UCCAACAACGUGCGUUACGCGUUUGGCUUUCGAGAAAGUGUCGCUGGGAAAAUUUUUCCCCGAGAAAAACCCUAACCAAUGGCGACUGGCUAUGGUUAUGGUUAUGGUGGAUGGUCGUGUUGACGCCGGCGUCCUGCUGAGAUUGAUUGUCAAAAGAUGCGGUCCAGAACGAUAGUAACCCGCAAGAGAACUCCACCAUGCGAAGCUUCCGAUUCGCCUCUCUCAUUUCCCAUUGGAAUGGACCAAAAUGAUUUGCAAGGUCAGAGAAGGGAGAUGAAGCAUAAAGGAAAGAAUGUUGUCUGGUCUGUUGCAAUGGACAAGUGUCUGAUUGAAGCUCUAGCCAUCCAAGCUAGAAAUGGGAAUAAAAUUGACAAGUGCUUUAAUGAAAAUGCAUAUACGGCUGCUUGUGUAGCUGUGAACUCUAGGUUCAAUUUGUCUUUAAAUAACCAGAAAGUUAUCAAUCGUCUUAAGACAAUCAAGAAGAGGUACAAGAUAAUGAGGGAUAUGCUAAGUCAAGAUGGAUUUGCUUGGAAUCCAAAUUCAAAGAUGAUUGAGUGUGACAAUGAUGAUUUAUGGAAGAGAUACAUUGCUGAUCAUCCUGAUGCAAGGGGAUUUCGAGGAAAGCAGAUUGAGAUGUAUGAUGAACUGAAAAUCGUAUGUGGAAACUAUCAGGCUCCUAGUCGGUGGGCAAGGAUGACAGGUAACAUUAAUGGAAGCCAGCAAGCAGAAUUUAAGAAUUAUGAGGAGGAUUCUGCUUCAUUCCUUUCACCAAGUUCAGAAGACCCCAGUGACACAGAUGGAACAGAGACAGAGUCGUCUACCCGACAGCCUGAGUAUUCCGAGCCAGCUGAUAGUCAAGAGGCUCCUUUUAUCCCACCUCUGAGACAACUUCCAAAGCGGGCUCGAGCAUCAGAGGCUCUUCAGGAUGCUAUGUUGGCUGUGGCAUCAAGCAUCCGGCACUUGGCUGAUGCAAUUGAACAAAGUAAGAACAUAAUUGAUGCCCCUGAACUUCUGCAGGCUGUAAUGGAAAUUGACGGCUUGGAAGAGGCCAAGCAAAUGUAUGCAUUUGAGUACUUGAAUGCUGACCCCAUAAAAGCCCGAGCCUUCAUGGCGUACGAUGAGCGAAUGAGGAAAAUAUACUUGUUCCGGCAAUUUUGGUGGUGGAAGUGAAUUUUUGAGGGGUAUGGUUGCCAGUUAAUACAUGGUACAUACCUAUUAUACAGAGUUCUAAUUGUUGCGGGCAGGAAGUCUUGCAGAUUCUAUUAGUGAUGUUUAGAAGUGAAUGUUAUCGGCGAAGAUCUUGUACAAAAUUUAGUUAGAAAGCAAUAGGGAUGAGAAUCAUAUGUUCUGCCUCUUCCAACAUGAUGAUCAGGGGUGUGGAUAUCUAGGUUCCGCUUUUCUUUUUCCGAGGGAAUGUAGUUUAAAAAGCUUGACCAUAUAGUAUUUCCUCUUGAUUUCAAGUUGAGGCCCAGGCAAGAAGGGGAGAGCUUGUUUUGUGAAGUUUAAAUCGAAUGCAAUCGCCCUUCUUUCUUUUUUGA
Molecule: messenger RNA, 1538 nt
Organism: Diospyros lotus (date-plum)
Lineage: Eukaryota; Viridiplantae; Streptophyta; Magnoliopsida; Ericales; Ebenaceae
Exons: 3
Coding region: 157-1170 (337 amino acids)
Source: RefSeq, a predicted model, not a curated record